This is a messenger RNA of Sesamum indicum (sesame), 1791 nucleotides long. RefSeq names its product glucan endo-1,3-beta-glucosidase 3. Lineage: Eukaryota; Viridiplantae; Streptophyta; Magnoliopsida; Lamiales; Pedaliaceae. Gene Ontology annotation, biological process: carbohydrate metabolic process. Gene Ontology annotation, molecular function: hydrolase activity, hydrolyzing O-glycosyl compounds. The record is from RefSeq and is a predicted model, not a curated record.
AGCCACACACACACACUCUCUCUCUCUCUCUCCCCUUCUUCAUCCUCACUGCCUCCCCACUCACUCCACACACACUCACCCUCCAUUUUCGUUUUCUCUCUCUGGAAAGAGGAGUGAGUUCUGAGCUCUGUGCAGCAAUGGUGGUUCCCAACAUUUCUUCAAUGCUUUUAUUCCUCAUCUGCGUUGUCUCCAUUGCAGCUGUAGAUGGUGGCUCCGUCGGCGUGAACUAUGGGCGAGUAGCCAACAACCUACCAUCCGCAACCAAAGUGGUGGACCUCCUCAAAUCUCAGGGUGUAGAUCGAGUCAAGGUCUACGAUUCCGACCCCGCUGUUCUCAAGGCUUUAUCCGGCUCGGGUAUUAAGGUCACUGUCAAUCUCCCCAAUGAGCUGCUCUCCUCCACCGCCCGCCGCCCCUCCUUCGCCUACACCUGGGUAAUGAAGAAUGUCGCCGCCUACCACCCUUCCACCGUUGUCGAGGCUAUCGCCGUCGGAAAUGAGGUCUUUGUCGACACCCACAACACCACCCGCUACCUCAUUCCGGCAAUGUACAACGUGCAAAAAGCGUUGGUGAAGUACAAUCUGGAGAAAGUCAUUAAGGUGUCGUCACCCAUUGCUCUCAGUGCGUUGCAGAACUCGUACCCGUCUUCAGCCGGGUCGUUCCGCCCCGAUUUGGUCGAACCCGUUUUCAAGCCCAUGCUGGAGUUCCUCCGCCAAACUGGAUCCUCCCUCAUGAUAAAUGUGUACCCGUUUUUCGCUUACGAGUCCAAUGCUGACGUCAUCUCCCUAGACUACGCGCUUUUCCGGGAGAAUCCCGGCGUCGUAGACGCCGGCAACGGGUUGAGGUACUUCUCCUUAUUCGACGCUCAAAUCGACGCCGUUUUUGCGGCAAUGUCGGCUUUGAAAUACGACGACGUGCCGAUCAUCGUGAGCGAAACCGGGUGGCCGUCCAAGGGUGACUCGAACGAGGUAGGCGCCAGCGUGGAGAACGCCGCAGCUUACAACGGAAAUCUAGUCCGCCGUGUGCUCGCAGGCGGCGGGACUCCCCUACGGCCACAUGCGAAUCUGACUGUCUACCUCUUCGCCCUCUUCAACGAGAACAAGAAGCCGGGGCCGACGUCGGAGAGGAACUUCGGAUUAUUCUACCCCAACCAGAAGAAGGUGUACGACAUUCCAUUGACGGCGGAGGGAUUGAAGAGCUACCGCGAUAUCCAGUCUCCGGUUACCGGCGGAGAGCAGAGAGUAUCAACGGCGAACGGGCAGACAUGGUGCGUGGCCAAGGAGGAGGCGGGGAAAGAAAAGCAAAGCUCAGGUCUAGACUAUGCCUGUGGAGAAGGAGGGGCUGAUUGCCAUCCGAUCCAGCCAGGAUCCACGUGUUUCGAUCCUAACACGCUGGAGGCGCACGCUUCGUUCGCUUUCAACAGUUACUAUCAGAAGAAGGGACGCGCUAUUGGCACGUGCUACUUUGGUGGGGCCGCUUACAUUGUCACCCAACAGCCCAAAUAUGGGAAAUGUGAUUUCCCCUUUGGAAAUUGAAGACAAUGAAGGUGGGAAGGCAGACAAACAAACAAAGCCAAGACUAUUAUGACGGGCUCAAAAAGUUGGAGAACAUAUCUAAAUCCAUUGUAAAAUUUUUCCUUCUAUUAUUGUUGUUUUGUGUAGUUACUAUAAUCAAUAGUUGUAGUAAUAGUAGUGAUGUUAAGAUAAGUGCCCAAUUGGAUGGACUUUUAGCUAAUUUGUUCCAAAGUAGAAUAUUGUUUAUUAGUGUCUCUAUUUGUUAUUGUACUUACCUUCA